Ustilago hordei is the source of this 1803-nucleotide messenger RNA. RefSeq lists its product as uncharacterized. Lineage: Eukaryota; Fungi; Basidiomycota; Ustilaginomycetes; Ustilaginales; Ustilaginaceae. The transcript has a single exon. The record is from RefSeq and is a predicted model, not a curated record. Gene Ontology annotation, molecular function: carbohydrate:proton symporter activity. Bases 1 to 1803 code for a protein of 600 amino acids. Gene Ontology annotation, biological process: transmembrane transport; carbohydrate transport. Gene Ontology annotation, cellular component: membrane.
AUGUCGCACUCCAACAAGCAGGCGUCCAUCACCCUUUCCAAGCAGGAAGACCACUUUGCCACCCAGCAGCUCUCCGCCGCCGAUGUCUCGUCCAAGCGUAGCUUCGGUCUUGCUUCCACCGUGGAGGACCUCCGCGAGCACUGGCGUGUCUACAUUCUUGGUAUCUGCGUUUCGUUCGGAGGAUUGCUGUUCGGUUGGGACACCGGGCUUAUCGGUGGCGUUUUGAACAUGCCUGCUUUCCAAGACGACUUUGGUCUUGUUGGUCAGCCCGCCAAGCUCGCCGCCUUGAAGGGUAACAUCGUUUCGGUUCUCCAGGCCGGCUGCUUCUUUGGUGCUGCCGCCAGUUUCUACCUCCCUCACAAAUUCGGUCGUCGCAACGCCAUGUUCAUCUCCGCCGCUGUCUUCCUUGUCGGCUCCGUCAUCCAGACCGCCUGCCGCCUCGGCGGACAAAGCGCCAGCUCCGCUCUCAACCAGCUCUAUGUCGGCCGUGUUAUCGGUGGUUUCGGUGUCGGUCUCGCUUCGUCUGUCAUCCCCAUGUACCUGUCCGAGUGCGCUCCUCGUUCCAUUCGUGGUCGUCUUGCCGGCAUGUACCAGCUUCUCAUCGUCGCCGGUAUCUGUUUGGCCUACUUUAUCAACUACGGUUUGGUCCAAGAGUACCCUGACCAGAAGUCGAGCGCCAUGUGGCAGAUUCCUUUCGCCCUUCAGUGUCUUCCUGGCAUUCUUUUCAUCGUCUCUCUCUUCUUCCAGCCCGAAUCGCCACGAUGGCUCGUCGAGCGAGGCAGGAAUGAGGAGGCACGAUCGUCGCUCGCCCGCAUCAACCGUACUUCGCUCCACGACCCCGUCGUUGUCGGUAUCCUCCGCGAGAUCCAGGACGACCUCCAGGGCAAGGUGGGCCUCAGCGUCCUCCAGCAGCUCAGGAUGGCCUUCUCCGACAAGAAGAUAACCUACCGAGUCUUCACCGGUGCUCUCUUAAUGUUUUUCCAGCAACUUACCGGGACAAACUCGAUCAACUACUAUAGUCCGCAGAUCUUCAAUGCGCUCGGUGUUACAGGCCAAUCUGCCGGUUUGCUGGCCACUGGAGUGUACGGUAUCGUCAAAACCGUUACUACCGGUUUGUUCCUGAUCGUUGCCAUCGAGCAGCUCGGCCGCAAGUGGUGUCUUAUCAUCGGCGGUCUUGUCCAGGCCUUCGCUCUCUUCUGGAUCGGUAUCUACCAGGCCAUUCGACCCUCUGGAGCUCCUGUCGACUUUGCUUCCUACCUGACCAUCGCCAUGGUCUACAUUUUCGCUGUCGGUUACGGUCUUGGUUGGUCCUCGGUUACCUGGGCCGUUUCUGCCGAGGUUGCUCCUAACCAGCUUCGUGCCCUUGCCAUGUCGUCCGCUACCAUGAGCCAGUGGUUCUGGAACUUCGUCAUCGCUCUCAUCACUCCUCGUGCUCUCAACUCAAUCAAGUUCGGUACCUUCAUGCUCUUUGGUUCAGUCACUGCGGUCGCUGUCGUCUGGGCAGCACUCUUCCUUCCCGAGUCCGGCGGUAUCACCCUCGAGCUCAUGCACAGGGUUUACGAGGGCAACAUCAUGUCCAGGUCCAUCCAGGAUCUUUCUCCCAAGGAGAGGAAAGUCUUCCGAGCUCGUCUUAUGGCCGAGGUCGGUGGCACUGCUGAUGAAGGCACAAGGGUUGGCGAUGAAGGUCAGCACAACGCUGCUCACUUUCCCACCCUCAACAGGGAUGACUCACGCAAAAAGGCAGACGAUGACAUGAUCAACGCUACCUAUGCCAACAGCUCUGACAACGAACACAGGAGAUAG